CUUCCUGCCGGGCGCAGAAGGGCGGCCGGAAGGGGCCGCUCAUUGUUGGCGCUGGAGGACCCGGCGGAGGCCGCGGAGCGGGUGCUGAGCGGCUGCGUUCCCCGGCGGCCGGGAGGGCGCGGGGGCGGCGAAGAUGCCCGACCGCGACGGCUACAACAACGGCAACAGCGGCGAUGAGGCGGGCGCCAACUCGGACGACAUCUGCCGCGACUUCCUGCGCAACGUGUGCAAGCGGGGCAAGCGCUGCCGCUUCCGGCACCCCGACAUCAGCGAGGUGACCAACCUGGGCGUCCGCAAGAACGAGUUCAUCUUCUGCCACGACUUCCAGAACAAGGAGUGCGUGCGCCUCAACUGCCGCUUCAUCCACGGCACCAAGGAGGACGAGGACUGCUACAAGAAGACGGGGGAGCUGCCCCCGCGCCUGCGGCAGAAGGUGGCCGCGGGGCUGGGCCUCUCGCCUGCCGACCUGCCCAACAGCAAGGAGGAGGUGCCCAUCUGCCGGGACUUCUUGAAGGGCGACUGCCAGCGGGGAGCCAAGUGCAAGUUCCAGCACCUGCAGCGGGACUACGAGUACGACGCGCGCGGCAUUGCCGCGCGGGACCAGGGCAUCGCCACCACCGUGCGCCGCUACGACCCCUACGACCCGCUGUACGACCCCGACCGCUACGACGACCACGACCCCGUGCUGAAGCGGCGGCGCGUGGACGGGCUGCACUUCGAGACCUACGAGUACAGCUUCACCAACCCGCGGACGGUGGAGUACCGGCUGCUGGAGGAGGAGAACGUCAUGCUGCGGAAGCGCGUGGAGGACCUCAAGAAGCAGGUCAACAACCUGCUGGCCACGAACGAGGUGCUGCUGGAGCAGAACGCCCAGUUCCGCAACCAGGCCAAGGUCAUGACGCUCAGCUCCACCGCGACGGCCACCGAGCAGACUCUGGCUCCCACCGUGGGCACCGUCACCAACUACAACCACAGCAUUGCCCAGACCCACACCACGCUCAGCAGCCAGGCCCUGCAGCCCCGGCCCGUGUCCCAGCAGGAUUUGGUAGCUCCCGCGGGAGCCCAGGCAGCCCCCCCCGCCAACGCGGCGCCCCCCAUGAACCCCGAGAUCACCCCGCUGUCGGCCGCCCUGGCUCAGACCAUUGCGCAGGGCAUGGCUCCCCCGGUCUCCAUGGCUCCCGUGGCCGUGUCGGUGGCUCCCGUGGCCGUGUCCAUGGCGCAGCCGCUGGGGGGGAUCACCAUGAGCCACGCCACCACCCCCAUGGUGACGUACCCCAUCGCCUCGCAGAGCAUGCGGAUAACCGCCAUGCCGCACUGACGCUGCCGGGGCCUCGGUGCCGCCGCGGACCAGCGCCGCCCGCCGUGCCGUGCCGCGCCGUGCCGGGGAGGCGCCUCCGGGGCUGGAUUUGCUCCUUCCUUGGGGGGGCGAGGGAAGGAGGCGAGCUGGAACCGAAUCCAAAUGUGAAACUGCAAAACCCUUGGGGACUUCACCUCCGCUUUGGGGGAGGCGGGCGGAGGAAGAGGGGGAGGCCUCUCCCGGCCUGCGGGAAUGAUCGGAGUUACCGUUAACCCUCAGCAGCCCCGUGCGAGCCUCCGAGCGGCGGCGUGUCCAGGGAUGGAGGUUAAUGGUGCGCGAGCUGAAGGACGCAGCGACCUCAUCGCCUUCGUGCGUCCCUCGUCCCCACACCCGUCCCUCGUCCCCGCGCCCCUCUGUCCCUGCCGCCGCCCUUGCCGGGGCCUCACUCUGCCGGCGGCGCGGCCGGACCCCGCGAGGACCCAAGCGGGGACGGGGACAAGGCCGGGCUGGCUGCCCCCGGGGGAGCGCGACGGCCGCUGCCUCCCGCCCGCGGCGCCCGGGGGGGACCGUGGUGCCCGCGCCGAGCUCGGGAUCCGGCUGCGGAGUCGCCCCGUGCUGCCGGCUGCUGGUCCCGCUCCAGCGCAGAGGCCUCGAGCCUCCCGCACGGCCGCGGCUCCCGGCAGGUUUCUGGGGACGGGGCGGGUCAGGGGCAGCGGGCCGGCCCGCACACCCCGCCAGGGCCGGGGGCUCUGCCCGCUCCCGGCAGGCCCCCCCCGCGGAGCCCCGUGCCCAGACGCGUCCCUCGCGCUGUUCUCCCUUCUGUCUUGCGUUUUGCUUCCCGGGACUGAAGCCCCCCUUGGGCCCAGAGCAGCUUUUGCGGCGCUGUCUGGGCCGAUCCCGCUGGACCGGGCCGCGCGGGGGGCGGCGGCGAGCGCUCCCCGGGGACGGCCGACUUUCUGAUCUAGCGUUUUAGCUCUCCGAUUACAGUGUAAAGUUUUCGACUAUUAAAAACAACAGCUAUGUACAGUC
Molecule: messenger RNA, 2326 nt
Organism: Dromaius novaehollandiae (emu)
Lineage: Eukaryota; Metazoa; Chordata; Aves; Casuariiformes; Dromaiidae
Gene: ZC3H10
Product: zinc finger CCCH-type containing 10
Exons: 2
Coding region: 134-1318 (394 amino acids)
Biological process (GO): regulation of RNA splicing
Molecular function (GO): metal ion binding; RNA binding
Source: RefSeq, a predicted model, not a curated record